CAAAUAACUAUGAAGAUUGUGAUUGUUUUGGUAUGGCUAUACUAAGUCAUGGAGAAAAUGGACAAAUAUCGACUCAAAAUGGAUUCAUGCGUUUAGAUAAAAUUAUUAAAAAAGUUAAAAGAUGUGAAAGCUUACUUGGAAAACCAAAAUUAAUCUUUGUCCAGAGUUGUCGAAUGGAACACAAUUUGAACAUUGAUGCAGCCGUGAUACAGAAUAUACCAAAGGCAUCAUUUGAAGCAGAUUUACUUGUAUCCUUCGCUACAACGAAAGGAAACGUUGCAUAUCGAAUUCCUGAUUCUGGAUCACCUUAUAUCCAAAAACUGACAGAAAUACUUGAAGAUAAGGGCGACAAAAUAAGUCUUCUCGACUUAUUGACGGAAGUAAGUGCAAAGCUCAAAGAGAAGGUACAAUCAUUGGGUGAGAUAUAUGAACAAGUAUCCGUUUUCGAGUCAACACUCCAGAAAAAGCUGCAGUUUGACAAAGUUGUUGCAGUUUAUACCGAAUAUUCUGAUGGAAGAAUUGAAUAUGAAAACAAACUUGAUGGAAAUAUUCAGGAGCAGACUUAUCUGAAAUCUACUCGUAAUUUUAGAAAUUAAACAUUUCAAUUUAAUAAAAAAGAACAU
Mytilus trossulus (common blue mussel) is the source of this 623-nucleotide messenger RNA. RefSeq names its product caspase-3-like. Gene Ontology annotation, molecular function: cysteine-type endopeptidase activity. The coding region runs from base 33 to 596 and encodes 187 amino acids. The record is from RefSeq and is a predicted model, not a curated record. Gene Ontology annotation, biological process: proteolysis. The transcript is spliced from 4 exons. NCBI's taxonomy places the organism in Eukaryota, Metazoa, Mollusca, Bivalvia, Mytilida, Mytilidae.